AUGUAUAACUUGAGUUGUUACAACCCCAGCUCCUUUAUCCUUGUUGGGAUACCUGGCCUGGAGAAGUUCCACAUGUGGAUUGGGAUUCCCUUUUGUGUCAUCUAUGUUGUGGCCGUUGUGGGCAAUUGCAUCCUUCUCUACCUCAUUGCAAUCGAACACAGCCUCCAUGAGCCCAUGUUUUUCUUCCUCUCUAUGCUGGCCACCACAGACCUCCUCCUGUCCACUGCCACGGUGCCCAAACUGCUCAGUAACUUCUGGCUCGGCUCCCAAGAAAUAACCUUCUCUGGUUGUCUCACUCAGAUGUUUUUCCUCCACUUCAGCUUUGCGGUGGACUCAGCCAUCCUGCUGGCCAUGGCAUUUGAUCGCUAUGUUGCCAUCUGCUUCCCCUUGAGAUAUACCACCAUCCUGACUCCUCAGGUGAUCGUCAAGCUUAUGGUGAGCGUUGUUGUGAGAAGCUUCUCCAUCAUCCUGCCAGAUGUUUUUCUGCUAAAACGGUUACCCUUUUGCAGGACACAUACCAUCCCACACACAUACUGUGAACAUAUAGGUGUUGCUCGGCUUUCGUCUGCAGACAUCUCUAUCAACAUCUGGUAUGGGUUUGCUGUACCUCUCAUGACUGUUAUCUCAGAUGCUUGAGCCACCGCGCCCGGCCCAGAUGUGAUCUUUAUUGCUGUUUCCUAUGCCUUCAUCCUUCGUGCUGUGUUCCAACUCUCAUCCCAGGGUGCCCGCCAAAAAGCCCUCAGCACCUGUGGCUCCCAUGUCUGUGUCAUCCUGAUGUUUUACACCCCCGCCUUCUUCUCCAUCCUUGCUCAUCGCUUUGGACACAGUGUCCCUCGAAAUGUACUUAUCCUAUUUGCCAACCUCUAUGUGGCUAUCCCACCUGCUCUAAAUCCUAUUGUUUAUGGAGUGAAAACAAAGCAGAUCCAGGAUAAAUUUAUUCUCCUCUUCUCUUUGAAGAAGUCACAAUAA
Molecule: messenger RNA, 969 nt
Organism: Saimiri boliviensis boliviensis (Bolivian squirrel monkey)
Lineage: Eukaryota; Metazoa; Chordata; Mammalia; Primates; Cebidae
Source: RefSeq, a predicted model, not a curated record